CUAAACAUUAUUUUCUUAAUUUCUAGUACAGAAAUGAAUUAUAAUAAGGGUUAUGCAUGAGAUGUACUGGAACAUUGUAAUUCUUAGUUCAGCUACCAGUCAACUAGAUAGCAAAUUGUUCCAUAACUUCCACGGAAGUGUGAAGUCAUUGGCUCUGUCAUCCAUAUUAUAAUUAUUGGUCCAUCUCUUUCCCUCUGCAAUGUCAACCACUGCCACAACAUCUCCCAUUGAAGCUGUUUCACUCAUCAACAGCAAUUCUGACCCUGGUGCUCCAUCUCUUCUCACCCCUACAUCUCCCAUUACAACCUCAUCCCUUAUUAGCAUCUCUUCUCAUGCCAAUGCAUCAUCACACGUCACUGACCCACCACCUGAGAUCAACUUGCCUCAAGGCACACCUCUGGGCGUUUCCACAUCUGGCUUGCAGCAGGAGCAAAAGCUGAGCAAGCGAUGUGGAACACGAGCGAAAAAACUUGUGAAGAAGUAUCUCCCAAUUUUGACCUGGGCCCCAUCCUAUUCAUUGGGACAUGCUGCUCGGGAUGCUGUAGCAGGACUUUCUGUGGGACUCCUAACUGUGCCUCAGGUCCUGGCCUACAGCAUGGUGGCUGGUCUACCACCAAAUUAUGGACUGUACUCAACUUUUGUGGGGUGCUUCUUGUAUGUCCUGUUUGGAUCAACCCCUGGUCUGCGUAUUGGUCCUACUGCCGUGAUGGCCAUUCUUGUUGAGCAAUACACCAAUCAUGGCGGCCCUGAUUAUGCUGUGCUCAUAUGUUUUACAUCUGGCAUCAUUGAGCUUCUUUCUGCCAUCUUUAAUGCAGGGUUCCUGGUGAACUUCAUUUCAUCCCCUGUGAUGAGCGGCUUUUGUUCUGCAGCAGCAAUAACGGUGAUGACGUCACAACUGAAGGCAUUACUGGGCAUUAAAUUACCAACUAAAGGUGUUGUGCACACCUGGGUUACGCUUGUCAAGAACAUAUCCCUCACCAACUGGCCAGAUUUGGUUCUUGGUGUUACCUGCAUCAUAUCAUUAGUCUUGCUCAAGAAUAUGGAGGCUCUUGUAAAGUGCUGCAUCAAGAAAUUCAGGAGAGAUAGCAUAAAAGAGGCACCAGAGAAGCAAACUACAAAGGAAGAUGCAGAAAUGGAGUCCAUUCAGGAAGACCCAGAAAAGGCAAGCAUGAAAGAGGAGCCAAAGGAAAAGAAAAAUUGUGCCAAAGGAGUUUUCUUCUUUUUCAGCCUUGGAAGAAACGCCAUCGUGGUCCUUCUUGCUACCCUUGUUGCUUUCAUUACUGGGGGAGGAGGGUUAACAGUGACGGGUUCAGUGGAACCUGGAGUGCCAUCAUUCAGCGUCCCCUCGUUCUCCCCGGUGGUGGGCAACGAUACCGUGCCGUUCCUGCAGGUGCUGGCUGACGUGGGUGUUGGUGUGAUAGUGAUACCCUUCAUCGCAAUCGUCGAUGACCUGGUCAUCAUCAGAGCAAGUUUUCCGAGCCUCAGCGUGGACACCAACCAAGAGAUCGCCGUGCUUGGCCUCAUCAACCUAUGCGGGUCCUUUUUCAGGGCGAUGCCGACGACAGCGUCACUGUCGCGCACGGCGGUGGUGAACAGCAGCGGCGGCGUCACGCCCGCGUCAGGGCUGGUGGACGGCCUCCUGGUGGUGGCUGCCCUUGCCUUCCUUACUCCUGCCUUCAGUUGGAUCCCGCGCGCCAGUUUGUCUGCCGUGACGAUGUGUGCCGUGAUCCACUUGGUAGACGUGCACUUCGCGGCGAUGCUGUGGCGGGCGCGGCACAAGAUGGACCUGCUGGUGCUCGUCGUGACGUUCCUGACGUGUCUUACGUGGGCCAUCGAGUGGGGCGUGCUGCUGGGGGCGCUGCUCCACCUCCUCGUCCUGCUUUUCGUCACAGCUCGUCCUGUGGUCGUGGUACAAGCGGAGGUGGACGAGGGGAAAGUGAGGGUAACCCCUCACCACGGGGUGCGCUUCCCCAGCAUUGGCCACAUCAGGGCGAAGGUUCAGAAAAUUUUGAGGCCCAAGCGAGGCUUGCCCUCGGCCAUCAUCCUGGACUGCAGCUACAUCACGGCCGUGGACUGUACAGCCGCUACGGGUCUGGUGGAGCUGGCAGGAGAGUGUGAGGCGGCGGGUGUGGUGCUGCAGUUCGUGAACCUGGAACCUCGGUUGGAGAAGCCGCUGCUGGCGACGGCCAGGGACAGGAACGUCGCUCUGCUGGUGGUGGCUACGGCGAGUGCAGACAUGAACAGUGGCGGUGUUCUCGAAUGCAACCAACUUGGAGAACAUUCUGUUUUACCCUUAGAACCACCCAAGACAACCGCAGGUUUGCCAAAUGCAUCUUCAGAUCUUCCAACUCUAUUAUAUAAACAAAACCCAAUACUGCCACAGCCCCGCACUUCUCUACCAGAGCCAGCCAACCAGGUUGAGAAAGCCACGCCUCUAACAACUACAACGAGCCUUCAAAACACACAGUUACGAAAAAAUACAUCAGUUGCCAGUGAAGAAAUUGGAAUGAACGUAACAGAUCCCCUCCUGUCCAGUAACUGAAAACUGGAAUGGACGACAGAAAUCCGUUUUCUCCCUCUACAACAACUGCCAAGUACUUAGUCUUCCGUCCAGCUAAUCAUUCAUCGUGCCAUUGAAAUCAUUCCCAGAAUAUUUUAUGUUAAUAUAAAUCGCCGAGUGUUAUGAGAAAUCAAUGCAAAGCGGUUCUUAUAGUUGAAUAUUUUAUUAGUCAAUAUCUUUUCAGACAAAGUGAAUCCAGUUAUUAUCGUGAUUCUAAUGACAACACAUUGAAAUCCAAUCCAAUUCAUUUGAAACCCAAUCCAGCCUUAACUAUGGAACUCACAGGAACGGUGUUGUCGUUAAGAAUUGAAAAAUUCAUGACAAGAUUAAUUGAGUUAGCCAUGCCACUAUUUCAGGGCUUAAGUUAUUAAGCGUCUAAGCUCACGGUUUUUUACUUAACUGAUUACCAUAUCAGAAAUAUGAUGACGUUGCGCAUAAAUUUUGUUACGUUUGUUUGUUUAAUAGAGGGCAAUUAUCGGUGCUGAGUAAAUAUAUAUAUUUAUAUAUUGCUAAAACAUUACAUUCAUGAGUAAUUUGGUAUAGUACGUAUAUAUUCGCUUUGCUUUUAAAAUAAACGGGGCCGGGCCUACUAAAUGCGUUAGAUAACUAUUGUUGAAUUAAGUUUUGCUAGAAAAAGCUGAUUUUCUUUUUAUUUUGAUACAGAAUAUAUAAUGUGCAAUGAAUCUCCUUU
This is a messenger RNA of Hyalella azteca, 3251 nucleotides long. RefSeq names its product sodium-independent sulfate anion transporter. The record is from RefSeq and is a predicted model, not a curated record. The transcript has 11 exons. Gene Ontology annotation, molecular function: sulfate transmembrane transporter activity. The coding region runs from base 200 to 2542 and encodes 780 amino acids. Lineage: Eukaryota; Metazoa; Arthropoda; Malacostraca; Amphipoda; Hyalellidae. Gene Ontology annotation, biological process: transmembrane transport. Gene Ontology annotation, cellular component: membrane.